Messenger RNA from Pelagomonas calceolata, 2993 nucleotides. Lineage: Eukaryota; Pelagophyceae; Pelagomonadales; Pelagomonadaceae. The record is from the annotation of a GenBank genome assembly.
AUGGGUCUCCUCAACGCCGCGAGCUGGCUCAAAGGCACCAUCGACGGCUGGCUCGACACGAUAGAAUCCCUCGACCCGUCCAAGAACCUGAAGGGCGUCGGGAAAGUAGCCGGCACGCUCAACAAGUUCAACCCGCUGCACCACCUCACGAAGACGCACGACGGCGAGAAGUAUCAGGACCUGCGACCCUCCGAGGUCUUCGAGGAUGUCUUGGUCGAUGCGCGGUUCCGGCCGGGCGCGCCCGUCGGGACCGUCGAGGUCGAAGUGAUCUGUGCGGGCGGCUGGACUUCCGUUGGUGUGGGCGACGCCUUCUCAGCGGAGGACUGCUACGCUCUCGUAGUGCUGGACGGCGGCGUGGGCAUCACCUCAAUAAAAGACAACGCCAAGGUGCCGGCCUGGUCCGCGGACGAGCGCCGAGCUUUCAGAUUCAGGAUUGUCGAUCCGGCGGCUACACUAUAUGUAGCGAUCUUUGAUGACGACCCUAACCCCUUACAAUCCGACGAUCCCAUCGGCCGGUGCGCCGUCGGGCUGCGCAGUUUAGCGCCGAACGCGGCCUACGACGCGUGGUUUCCUUUAGUGUUUGCGGCGACCGAAGGCGAAGCUCUAGCUAAUGCUGGAAGAGCAUUGGUGGCAGAUGAGCCGCUCGCGACGGCGGCGACGAACGCGGCGGGCAAGCACACGCAGAAGGACUCGCGCGGGGCCGUUAGAUUACGAGUGAAGGUCACCUGGGACGACGGCGGCAUGACGAUGGCGAAGAGCGCGCUGACCGACCUGCUGGGCGAGGCCAAGCCCCAGUACGUGACGUUCCCGGCCACGAAGGGCGGCAAGGCCCUGCGCGAGAACGUCAGGUUUGCCAUGUACGGCGAGGGCGCUUGUCCUCACGAUGCGGUCAACGAGCCGUUCUCGAUAGGGCGCGUGUCCGAUCAUGCUCAUGAGUUGGUGGAUGUCUUGCUAGGAGCCGUCUCGGGCCUCAAAGACCGCAUCGUCGCACUAGUGAUGUACCGCAACCCCGUGAGAUCUCUCGUAGCCCUCGUCGCGUGGCUCACGUCCGUCAGCAACGGCGCGCGCGCGGUGGCGUGGUUGUGGCUCAUCGCGGCUCUGGAUUUGCGGGACACGCUAGCCGGCGUGAGAGAAGACGACAAGGCGAAACAAGGCCACAACAUCGUGCCUCGCGUCGCCCGGCCCCAGUUCCCGAUGCUCGCCUGGGCCAAGGCCAUCGCGACGGGCACCAAGGCCGUCCAGCACCCGACGUCCGACGAGGAGUUCCAGGCCGCCAAAAAAUCAGCGCGCGGCGACGCCGAGUCCGUCGCGAUCGAGCUGAUGCUCGAGGAGUGGCGCGCCUCCGGUAAAGUGAAAGUCGUGGAAGAGGAGGACGAGGAGGAGGACGUCGUCGACGAGGACGACUACAAGUCGAAGAAGCGCGACGCGGCGUCCUCGAUUGAUCUGCUCGACGGCGUAUGGGGCGCCCUCUGAGAGUCACGUCCACCUCCACGCCAUCGACGCGACGUCUGCUCACGCCGUCCGCGCGACGCGCUGAUCGACGUCCUACGCAGGCCCAUGAAACGCUUCCGCUCCAUUCACAUCCUCAAACCUUUCUUAGAACCUGUCCAGAGACUGCUGCUGGGUCUGCUGUUGCCUUUGAGGGCGCUGAACGCCUUGGCGACUGGUAGGGCCGAUCCCGUGGCCACGGCUACUUUGGCGGCCGCUUGUUUGGCGAUCGGUCUCGGCACGAUGUUCUAUGCGCAUUUCAUUCAUUCGUAUGUGAUGUGGUUGCUGGGGUGGUUCUUCACAAUCCUACUAUACAUCAUCGGCGUCGCUCUAUUUGGGCCUCAGAAUUAUUUCCUCGUCAAAGCGCAUGUGAAAAAGAAGCGGGAGCGCCAGCGCCUGCGCGCUCUCGCGGGCUUCGAUCCCAACGGCCACGCGGCGCUGCAGAUCCAGGACUUUUACCGUGCGAUUCCCGCGUCCGCGAUUCCUUGUCCGACGCUGUCGACGCGACACUGUGCGACGCAGGCAAGUAUACCAAGAAGCUCAAGAACCUAGCUGCAGAGGCGAAGAAGCGCGCCCACGACGAGAAGUUGGCCGAGAAGAACAGAAUCGCGGAAGAAGCGAAGGCGAAAGCUGAACAAGAAAAAUUAUUCCAGGAGGCGCAAGCCCGGAGGGCUGCCGUCGCGAAAGCCGAUAGAGCCCACUUACAGGCGUUACACGCGCGCCAGGAGGACAAGGCGCUAGGUCCCAUCAAGGCCAAGAAGAACAGCCACGCUUUGUCCCGAUCUGCGUGGAAAUCAAGCAGUGAGUUAGGUUGAUGUCGCGUCGAUGGCGUAGGCCGGCUGAAAUUUGAUUUCCACGCAGGUCCCGGCACACCGUCAAGUAUCUACGUAUCUCAGAGGACAACCGGACCUUCAUCUACGAAGAUCCUCCGAACAAGGGGGGCUUCGGCAGCCACGAGUCGAAGUCCGUGCAUCUCAAGAACGUGACGAGCGUCGCGCCCUACGAUGCGUCCAAGCCGCAGAUGUUGAAAUUUAAGGCGGGCCACAAGGAGUACGAGUUCAAUUGUGAGUCGCAGCACGAGCGCACGUUACUAGCCUUGGGGCUGCGCGCUGCGACCGCGCGACUCGCGAAGCACCCGUCGAUGGUCGGCAAGGGCGGCCUGCUGCGCCUCGCCGUGCCCGCCAAGCCCUUAGGGUUCCUCAACGCGGCGCUGACGGAGCGCAACGUGGCGUUCCCCGAGCCCUUCCGCAGCCGCAUCCUCCCGGAGAGCAAGGAGCUCGUUGCGCAGGAGGAGUCCACGAGGGGCGCCACGGGCGCGCCGCCGGCCCCCGACGCCGGGGACGCGUCGCCGGCGGGCACGCCCUGCACGUGCGAGGUCGCCUGAGCGCUCCCCACAAGAAUUCGAAGACGAGACGAGCCCGCCACCCGCGGCGCCGGCGAGGGGCUCUGUGCUAAUGAUGUCAAAAACAGACUCUGGUCACUGGCAUGGUUGCCUGGUAAUUGUU